GAAGCUGUUGGAAAAGAGAGAGAAGGAGAGAUGACCCUGACGGGGAAGGGAAAGUGUGGGUUUUGCCUUGAACAGUAAUCAUAACCAACCAUGAGAAGAAAAGUGGCAGGAAGACUUAGACUUAGUCCUAACGAAGAAGCUCAGCUGUUGAAAGAAGAACACGAAAGAAGAAGAAAAUUAAGGCUGCAACAGGUCAGGGAACAGGAGCGGAAUAUUGCUUUGCAGAUAAGACAAGAUGUUAAGCAGCGAAGAGAUGAGCACCUGAAGCAGUUGGCCGGAGAACUGGAGGCAGAAUGGCAGAAAACACAGGAUGAGAAGAUUAAAGCUCUGGAAAAUCUAUAUCUGUCAAGUUUAAGAGCUGUAGGAGAAGGGCAUAAAGAAGCAAAGGAAAAUGAGCCUGAUUUGGAGGCCCUGGCAAAGCGAGCAGAAGAAAGGAAAGAAGCGGCUAAAAAGAGGUAUAAAGAAGCCCUGAAAAAACAGAAAAGCCAAAAGGAGAAAUCGCUGAGAGAGCAAACCAGGACAAGGAAAAGUUAAUGAGAGAGCUUGAACAGAUGCAGAAUGUUGACUUGGCCCACAGAAGGCGGUUUGUCGCCCAGAUGCCCCCGCAGCUGUUUGAACCCAGCUAUAGACGUGUGGAAAUCAAAGAAGAAUGGCAGAGGGAGCUGGAGUGUGCCUUCGAAGACAUGUACACUGGAAAUAUGAGAAUGAAGGGAGAUCUUAUUUUGCACCUUGAUCCACAGCCUUUGCCAGCUCUCUCUGAGGCAUCUCAGGAUGAUGAACUAGAACUUUCCCAGGAACCAGAACCUGUGUGUGAAUUGACUCCAAAGUUGGCAAAUGAGAUAGAAAACAAUGAGCCAAGCGGUAGUGAACUGGAGAAGACAUUCCAGCCUCCGGCCAAACUAGCUCUAAAAAAGUUGCUAAACAAGAUACGGAAUCAAAAAGACAAUUGGACGUCAAGAUGUGAUUCGGAGAUUCAAAGUGACAUUGGGACAAUUGAGUCGGGGACCAUUUCUAAUGGAGGAGAAAAAGCGGAUGGAUUAGCAUCUGUGCCUGAACCUGAAUUCAAGCAGGAUCCUACUGCUGAACCUUCUGAAGAGCUUCCAGAAAUACUGGACCAUACCAUUGUGGCUGAAAAUAAACUUAUAAAACAAGCACAAGAGGAAACCACUAAAAUUAGAAAGGAGUUAGAAAGAUUCACACAGGAUCCUCUUCACAUCAAGAGAAAGAAAAAGCAGACAUAUUGGGAACAACUGGGGCACAUUUGUUGGGAUUUCACAGGAUUCCGAGAUCGUUCUUGCCAGAACCUGAGGAUACUUCGACUUCUACCCAGCCUGUUGCUCGUAUUCCAAGUGCCCGAUUCAUUUUACCUGAUGCAGGUGAUGCUCUGGGGCCUUCAGAAACCCUCUUGUCCGAAGCCCUCACACCAGACAAACCUCCAGCUGAAAAGAUUAUUUUGCCAACCUUCUUAAAGCACCGAGAUAUUCCGGGAGAGAAUAGGAUAAACACUGUUCCUAACCAGAGCCGCCGUCUUCCUUUGGAUUCGACUUCUUCCUCACCGCCUCCCGUAACGGCUCAGAUCAAGGGCAUCCAGGAGUCCUCCUCGGCAUCGAAAACAGGACGGGAGGUUUUGCCCAAUUGUUCUGAUAUCGUAGAGUUAAGAGACCACCUGCUGGCUUCCUCCGAGAGCAUAGAAGUUCAGCAGGAGCACUUGAAAGAACUGCAGGAACGACUGGACGAGGAGCGGGAAGCCCUCCUGUUUCGCCAGAAAAUACAGGAGGACGUGCUGCUCCAGAGGCAUGCCCAGCUGAAGCAAAAAAUGGAGCAACAGCAAGAAGCAUUAAAAGACAUUAUUAAACGGGU
Messenger RNA from Thamnophis sirtalis, 1860 nucleotides. The record is from RefSeq and is a predicted model, not a curated record. NCBI's taxonomy places the organism in Eukaryota, Metazoa, Chordata, Lepidosauria, Squamata, Natricidae.